Helianthus annuus (common sunflower) is the source of this 977-nucleotide messenger RNA. Its product is annotated as zinc finger protein CONSTANS. NCBI's taxonomy places the organism in Eukaryota, Viridiplantae, Streptophyta, Magnoliopsida, Asterales, Asteraceae. The record is from RefSeq and is a predicted model, not a curated record. The transcript has 2 exons. Gene Ontology annotation, molecular function: zinc ion binding. The coding region runs from base 88 to 687 and encodes 199 amino acids.
CACCAAAACCCCAUCACCAAAAAACACAGGCCUCAACCGGAAAACCAGAAAUCAUAACACCGGAAAACCAGAAACCACAACACCAAAAUGAAAAAGUGCGAGUUAUGCAGCCACAUCGCCAGAAUCUACUGCCACUCCGAUAACGCAUGCCUCUGCUACAACUGCGAUCAAACCGUUCACUCCUCCAAUUUCCUCGUCGCCAAACACUCCCGCACCCUCCUCUGCCACAAAUGCCAAUCUCCGACGCCGUGGACCGCCUCCGGCCUCAAUCUCGGCCGCGCCGCCACCGUCUGCGUCACCUGUCUCGACGAUAAUCACCGCGAAAACGACGUCGUUGAGGAGAAUCGUGUCGUACACGAAACCGAAGAAACUGACGGUGACGAUACAGAGUCAAUCGAUGAGAGUGACGAAGAUGACGAGGAGGAUGAAGAUGCGGAGAAUCAGGUGGUGCCGUGGUCCUCCGACGCAUCUCCGCCGGUCAACGGUUGUUCGAGUAGUGAGGAUGUUUCUUCAAGCAGAGUUUCAUCUGAAGGUUUCAGAUCUAUAACUUUUGGUGAACGAGUGGAUGCUUAUAUCGAUUCUGAGGAUGAUACUGUGUGUUCAUCAGAGAGAUUCAAUACCAGUAAAAGGAGUAUGGAGACUGCAUUAACGUGUUCCAGACCGUUGAAGGUGAUUAGAUCAGAUUGAAAUUGAGUCACAGGAUAUUAGUUUUUGAUCGAUUGACACGAUUAUGGAUGAAAUCGUAUCCGAUUCGGUUAAUUCGGUUCGGUUAGGGCAACACGAUUAGCGAAUUGACGGUUCUACAGUUGAUAACAUUCAAUCAAAAUUUGUGAAUUGAUGGUAUGAUCUUGUGACAUUUAAUCAAAAUUUGGUUUGUUAUUUACAUUGUUUGGUGUUAUGUGAAAAAGCUUAGAUGUUGUUAAUAAUAUGUGACAAGUGGAUCAAUUGCUUUUGAUAAAGGCUCCAUGAUUUGCUCA